This is a messenger RNA of Cadophora gregata, 2037 nucleotides long. RefSeq lists its product as uncharacterized. Bases 847 to 1785 code for a protein of 312 amino acids. The transcript has a single exon. NCBI's taxonomy places the organism in Eukaryota, Fungi, Ascomycota, Leotiomycetes, Helotiales, Ploettnerulaceae. The record is from RefSeq and is a predicted model, not a curated record.
GGAAGGGUGGGCAGGGCGGAAUGAAUGGAGAGAGUGGUGCGGGGGAUGGGGAGGAGAGAGGGGAGAGGGGGAGUAGGAGAAGUGAGAGGAGGAGAUCAGGAAGUGUGGUGAGUAGUGCGAGAGGGAGCAGUAUAACAUCCAGCGGAAGUUAUUACGCGGGGAGUAGGGCGAGUAGAGAGGGGUAUCGUGGGGGUAAUGGUGGACGAGGUCCGAUGCAUGAAGUUAUCAAUAUCGAUGCUGGAGCUCGCAUCGUAACUCAAAAUGUCAACUUUGGUGGCGAAUCGGGAGGGGAUAGGAAUGAGAACAGAGAAGAGGGAGAUGGUGAAGCGUUGGAUGAGAAGGGAGCUAUUGAGACUUAUGUCGAGCCGGAAGAGGCCUUUGACCGACCACCUGUGAGGAGACACACUGCGCCUGUGAGGAGGGGAUCGAGAAUUGGUGAGGGGAUGGUUGGAUAAGGUGAGAUGAGAUGUUGACGAGAUGGCAAUGGUGUCGGUGAGAUAGCUAAUAUUCCGUGUCGUUGUUUUGACAUGGACGUAGUACCGCAUCCAAGUACUCGGUCGCUCCUUCCUUCCACGCAGACGACAGAAGCAUCUUCCACAUCGUGGCUUCCUGUUUGGGAGAGUGUUGCUAGUGCCUCGCUUAGGACGGCUGCCCGCAGCUGCUCUUCCAACUUCUUCUCUCCUUCAACUUCAAUUUCUUUCAUUCUCCUCUGCGACAAGCUUCAAUCUUUCCAAACCACACAAACAGCAGUUCCGACCUGUUCCGACAGCAACAAUCCCAACACCUCGCACGACUUACUUCGAGUCACAUCAGCCCACCAGCUGCAGCUUGCAACCAAAUCUCUUAAUGUCGUCUUCACGAACUUCCCAGUCAUUUGCAGAGCCUGCCCAGAUGACGUCCACAUCAUUCGACGCCACGACUACGACUGUCAAGUUCGCCCUGUUCCCCAAGCUUCCUGCCGAGUUACGUGUCAGAAUCUGGAAGCUGGCAUCGAAUGAAACCCGCAAUGUUGACAUCUGGGUCCGAAAUAUUCACGUCGGUAUCUGGAACUCUCCUUACGCAGGUACACCGACAUGGAGUCCUUACGCUUUAUACUCUUCGACAAAAGCUCCUUCCAUUCUCCAUGUCUGCCACGAGUCUCGCGUUGAGGGAUUGAAGUACUACGUCCUGGACUUUGGUUCAACUUUUAAGUUCAAAAACUACAAAACGGAUAAGAGAUUUCCCAACAUGAGGGUCACAAUGCCGCCUCAGAUCUAUAUCAACUGGGACGUCGAUCGAAUUUGCAUCAUGAGACCGGAGGACUUUCACGCAUCAUCUCGUACACACAAAAGUCCGGAUAACAAGCGGAUUGCGAAGUUCUUGGACAGAUGUGAGAAGAUGGAGCUGAAAUAUCUCGCCGUCAAUGCUGCCCACAGGCGGAUGCCAAAUCUGGAGUUGUGCUAUUCAGAUGACGGAAUGGUGGAUAGUGAAGAGGAUGACGACUCGCGGCCACCAUUCGCCGCUUUGAUUCCAUGGGGUGGAUUCCUGAGGGAGCUCACCCUAUUUAGUGAUGAUAGAUGGACAGGUCCAUCUGACUUUGACAUGCGGUUGCAUUCUGUGCCUGGAAAUCUUCUGCUGGAGGACGUGGAGAGACACACCCCGGAGUGGGUAACACCUGCUGGGGCUGUUGACAGCUUCUAUAGCGAGAUUGAGAUAGUCGCUUCUGAUGUUGAUGAUCCAGAUGAUUUUUUCGAUCGGGUACUCGAUCCAUUGGAUGUGGUGCUCUGUAAACUCAAAUUCGACUGAAGCUCGGUUCAUUAUGGGUAAAGCGUAGGCUAUUCAUUGCAGCACGUUUGUAGCAUGUUUCUGACAAGGCUGAUGUCAAGAUUGCACCGGAACCUGGCUUGGACGAGAAGCGAUGGAAUGUAUAAUACUUUGCAAUGUCGUGCACAUCAUAUAUAGCUUGUACUUUUGACACUGGCUGCAAUCAACAAUAGCAACGUAGCUACUUCCCAGACACACUCAUGAGAGCAUACUUCCCUGGAACAUGAUAAAAUA